AUGGCAGUGGCCGCCGCCGCCGCGGAGGCCUUCAACCACGCGCCGCCGUCCCGGCCUCCGCUUCCGGCCAGCCGGCAGGAGGUCCAGGCCGCCGUCGCCAAGGCCGUCGAGCUGCGCGCGCUCCACGCCGCCCUCCGCCAGCGCGGCGCGCCCAAUGCCAAUGCCGGCGCCAGCCGCAGCCCGGCCACCAUCCGCCUCCCGCCGGCCGCGUCCCCCGCGCGCUCCAGGGCAGGGGCAGCGUCGGCCGGCGCGAGCGAGGACUACCCCGUGUUUACUCCGACUUACGAGGAGGAGCCCGCGGCCAUGGUUGCUGGACUGAACGACAUAUGCCAGGACACCCGGAGCCGGUCGGAGAACUGGAGCGGCAUCACCUUGGACCGCGGCGGCCGCGAUGGCGGCGACGAGGCGGCCUACUCGGACUACGACAACUGCCUCAACGGGUUCUCCUCCUCCAACAGCGACUUCCACUACGCGCCUUCUUCCACUGACAAUCACCUCCGGACCAGAGGCGCGCACAGGAUCUACCCGGCCUUUCUGCAGUCGGCGCCGCUGGCCGGCCGUUUCGCCGCGUCGGCCGGCCGGGUCACCGGCACGGCCGAGUUUAAGGCGCCCCCGGCAUCUUGCAGCAGCGCGUUCCGGCCGGGGACGAUCGGUAGGGAACAUGGCGGGAACGACAGGUUCCUCGGCAGCAGCAACAGAGUGCCGCCGUCUUCCAGCCAGCACCCUUCGGCGUCCACGCACUCCCGGGCGAAACAGAGGGGGUCGCAGAUCCUCUCGUGGUUCUUCCCCAAGGCGAGGAAGAAGGCGAAGUCGCCGUUGCAACCGACAGCCGUGAUCGAGCGCGAGAACAUGUCGCAGCUCCUCAAGGAGUGGGGGCUGCUCUCGCUGGACUCAGCAAAGAAGGAGCUCGCCGAGGCCAAUGCGCACCGCGACGCCGCGCUGGAGGACGCUGCCGAGAUGAGGUCGUCGCUGGGCGAGCUGACCACCAAGAUGAUGAGCCUGGAAGCCUACUGCUCGGAGCUCAAGAAUGCGCUGAGGCAAGCGACGGACAAUGGUGGCACGCAGCCUCACUCGCGGCGAUCGUCGUCGUCGAGGUCGAUCGGGGCGAGCCGAGAGCUCCCGGCCAGCAGCAUGCCGGUGAGCCACGAGGCCAUGGUGGAAGGGUUCCUGCAGAUCGCCUCGGAGGCUCGCCUGUCGGUGAAGCAGCUCUGCAAGUCGCUGAUCCAGCAGGCCGAAGAUCCCGACAACGGCCUGUCAGACAAGCUGAACCUGCUCCUGCAGCCGUACCAGCUGGCGAUCACCGCCGGCCGGCACUGCUCCAAGGCCAUCCUGUACCAUCUGGAGGCGAUCAUGAACCAGUCGCUGUACCAGGACUUCGAGAACUGCAGCUUCCAGCGAAACGGCGCACCGAGGCACCUCGACCCAAACCAGGACCGCCGGGAGAGCUUCGCGUCCUUCGUGGCGCUGCGCAACCUGAGCUGGAGCGAGGUGCUGCGGAAGGGCACCAGGUACUACAGCGAGGACCUGAGCCGGUUCUGCGACCAGAAGAUGAGCUGCGUGGUGGCGGCGCUGGGCUGGUCCUGGCCGUGGCCCGAGCAGCUGCUGCAGUGCUUCUUCGUCGCCACCAAGUGCGUCUGGCUGCUCCACCUGCUGGCAUUCUCCUUCGGCCCGCCGCUGCCGAUCUUGCGGGUGGAGGAAGGACGGGCGUUCGAUCAGAUGUACAUGGAGGACAUUUUGCCGGACAAGCGACAGGUUCAGGACUCGCUGACAGUCAAGACCAUGGUGAUGCCAGGGUUCUAUGUUCAGGAUAGAGUGCUCAAGUGCAGGGUCCUCACGACUAGAUCAGUAGCAUAAUAUGUGUCAUGUUGGUCGUGUAAGUUUUGUUCGACUGAUAGCCAGCUAGUGUGUGUGGUGUGACUUGUUAGGGUGAGGUUAACAUUUUUCUUGUCGAAUCCAGAGGUGCAGAGAUUAAUGUCAAAAUGCCGACCUCUGUGUUCUCAGUAA
Molecule: messenger RNA, 2004 nt
Organism: Lolium rigidum
Lineage: Eukaryota; Viridiplantae; Streptophyta; Magnoliopsida; Poales; Poaceae
Product: IRK-interacting protein-like
Exons: 2
Coding region: 1-1854 (617 amino acids)
Source: RefSeq, a predicted model, not a curated record